Messenger RNA from Magallana angulata, 2786 nucleotides. Its product is annotated as protein piccolo-like. The coding region runs from base 575 to 2182 and encodes 535 amino acids. The record is from RefSeq and is a predicted model, not a curated record. Lineage: Eukaryota; Metazoa; Mollusca; Bivalvia; Ostreida; Ostreidae. The transcript has 9 exons.
ACACCUUACCAGAUUUUUAAACGAUGUAAGUUACAUUAAUUACUUGAUACUGGAACGUAAGUUUGACCGAGCGCCGUAUCUCAACCAUUGAUGUGAUAAAUAUAUAGCGGUACUGGUUAUCAACGUUUGGGUAAAUAUUCUAGAUCGGGCGAGUGAAGAAUAUACCGUUUUUCAGCGCGAACAAACAGCGAUUGAGUUGCGAUACAAAAGGCAGACAAUAUGCAGUUCGGAAAUAACAAAAAUUCAAAAGGAGUCACGUCUGUGUGAAAGGGGUUUCGCGAUUGAAUGAAUUUGUGAGGUUUCCUGUCAAACGUGGUUUAAUCAUAUUCAAUCUGAUUUCUCCCGGUGUACAAGUUUGGUUGUGAAGGAGGGAGGGAAAAGAAAACAAACAUUUGCGCAUGUGAGACGGAAAUCGGGCCACAAAGAGGAUACAGUUUUUAUCGGCGAAUAUAUGUCUUCUCGCAUCAUCUUAACAGCAUCAUACUGACACGAUGUAAAGAAGAUGAUUUUUGUCAUUUGAAAUUUUAUUACUUUUAAGAUGAUGGAUUAGAACUGGUGCCAAGAAAUACAGAAGAUGGGGUGUGGUAAUUCUAAAGACACUGUAAAUACAAACGCCCAUGGAAAAGGGAAGGUUGGUUCGGAUAAAAAUGGAAAUAUUAAGAAUUCACAGGAUUUCAAAUCUGUAUCAGAGAGUAAUGACGUCAUGUCCUCUGAACAGCAACGCAAAAUAGAUGACCAAAGCGAUGAGAAAUCAAAGGGCGGAAAAGGAAGAGGUCAUGGGGCUAAAACUCCAAGAGAACCAAAGGAGCCAAGGGAACCAGUCAACGAAAAAGGUUAUAAGGGAAAACCACAGAAGGAAAUAGGAUACCUGAAGCGGAUCCGGCAACACCUGAGGGAGGCAGCGACAGGGUCCGACAUUGAGGAGCUGGAGCAGGCCGUCCUUAUCUUUGAGAAGAAUAAACUGGAGGACAAUGGCGACCGCACUGACGCAUUGGAGAGGCUGAAGUUCCUCUACCUCAGGAAAGAACUUCGGGACGCAAUACUACGUCGACAUCCGGAGGUGUUGGACAGAGCUAUCUCCCGAGUGGAGAGCUCCGACUACCGGUCCGAGCUUAGUCAUUCCCUGGAAUCCGCAAAGCGUCUGCGCGAGCACCUAACGGAACUAGAUCAGUACCGCCAUGAUAUCCUCACUAUGGACCAAUUAACGAUCUCCGAAAUACGAAGUUACCACCACCCGCCAGAUGGCGUUCAUGAGAUCAUGAUGGGGACAUACAUGUUGCUAGGAUAUGAGGAAGAAAAAUUAAAGGACUGGACUGAUGUUCAAUGCCUGCUUGGUCGAUAUGGGAAAGAAAGUUUAAUCAGAGAAGUGCGAAAUGCCGAUACCAUCAACAUUAACUCCAAAACAAGUCAAAGAGUCUUAAACAUGCAAUCGAAAUUCUCUCUAGAACAAAUUCGAAGCGUGAGCAACGGAGCAGCGACUUUCUAUGUUUGGAAUGACAAGAUGGCGAAUAAGUCGGACAAAGACAGGCAGGAGCCGCAGACGAGUCAGACUCCCACCCCUGGAAAACAGAGCGGAAAGAACACCCCCGCACCCGGAGACAGCAAACAAAACAAGCCCAACUCAAAUAAACCACAAUCUAAUUCCAAGGAAAAGCAGCCACCCAAAGGUCAACAACCGCCUAAGGCCAACAAGCAGACAAACUCUAAUCCUAAGGACAAAAACCCGUCACAGCCUAAACCAAAGGAUCAGAAUAAAGCUAAUGAUAAGCCAAAGGACAAAAAGCCAGCACAACAGCCUGCGAAGGAUAAAAACCCAGUGCAACCUAACGCUAAGGAUAAAAAUCCGACGCAACCUAAUAAUCCAGCGCAACCUAAUGCAAAGGACAAAAAUCUGAACCCACAAGGUUCAUCUGACCCUGAUACGAAAAAUAAAACCGCUGCGCAACCAGUGCAGCCUAACUCUAAGAACAAAACUCCAACUCAGCCUAAUGCAAAGGAUGCUAAUAAGAUUCAGUCAAGUAAACAGACGGAACAGACCAAGACUAACGUGAACACCGCCAACCAAAAGAACCAAGUUCAACAGAACUCAAACCCUACUAGUUCUACCAUUACACAACCGAAUACAAAGUCAAAAUCAGACGCACAACAAGCCACAACAGACAGGAAGAAAACCAAGGGCUGAAAACGUGCUGGCAACUCUGAUCGACGCAAAUUCGCCGUAAUGAUAUAUGUCUUUGGACAUUGUAAGAAGUAAACGCUGAUAGAAUUGCACACUAAUUAAACCAUUAGGAACUACAAAAUUCACGCAAAUUUAGUCAAUCACGUCAUAAUCUACCUGUGGGUGCGCAAUAUUCAAUGGAUCUUUACAAUACGUUUCACAAGCUGGUGCUUUUUCGGCGUUCGAAAUUCACAUUUACAUGUAGUGUGAUCAGGGACUUGAAAGCUGUCCAAUAAAUUUGGACUGACUUAUAAAAUAAUAUGAUAAAGUAUAACAUAAUUCACAACAGCACAAGAGCAAGCACGCUAUAUCAGCUAAGAAGUACACUUAGACUUGAACAUAAUUUAUACACUCACACUUAAUCUCUCUGGUGCCCUAUUAGUAUGAUGUCAUGUGUCUUGUGACGCCAUUGAUAGAUACUCAACUACGUCUAUAGGCUUACAACCCUAAAACAGUCUGUGAUAUUCUGUAAAUAGCACUUGUUAUUUAUGAUUUUUUGCCUCUGAUUUGGUGUAUUUGGAAUAUAUGUCAAUUAAAAAGUUUAUAAUUAAAUGAAUGUAUAAUUGAA